ACGUGCAGCAGGUCCCGCCGAACCGCUCUGUAUUUAGCCCUGCCCCGGUGCUAUUCUUGUCCCGCGAACGGGUGGGAGCCCCUCAGCGGGCGCUCCUCCUUAGGCAGCUGGCCAGCAAGUCGCCCGGUAAGGAAACCGCGUAAGCUGAUAGCACCUCCGCCGUGCUCGCCUUAACCAACAACGCUCAGUCGCGCUGAAACCGUGUUCUACUGUGCAACCGGUGACUCAAGUGAAUUAAACACACAACUUUUUACCUCUGUCUUUUGGGUAAUCAAACAAAAACACAGCAACCAUGGACGCGAUUAAAAAGAAGAUGCAGGGCAUGAAGCUCGAAAAGGAAAACGCAUUGGAGCGUGCCGUUCACAACGAACAGCUCGCCAAGGAUGCCAACCUCCGUGCUGAAAAGGCUGAAGAAGAAGCCCGCUCCCUCCAAAAGAAGAUCCAACAGAUUGAAAACGAUCUUGACCAGACCCAGGAACAACUGACCCAAGUCAACGGAAAAUUGGAAGAAAAAGAAAAAGCCCUCCAAAACUGUAGGCAAGAUGGCUGCCACGAUGUGCACGCGUUAAGUUCGACUCCAGUAAGGAUGUCUACGUCUAGGGCGCAGGGGAACGUUAAAAAAAGGGGUCACCAACAUCACCCCAGAAAUGAAGGCAACAGGAGGAAGUCCGCCCUAGAAACCAUAACAAUCAACCCACCCUUAAGUGCUUACAGUAAAGCAAACGAAGUGACAAGUGAAAACAAAACAACAACACAAGAUUCUAACCCCAAUGUGUCAAAAUGUGCCUCCGCAAAACCAAAAGUCGAAGUAAAAAGUAAAUGUGAUAUUAUUGAAGUGAUAGAUUUGACGAAUUGUGAUGACGAUGACGCUGCAAGUAAUGGUAAGAAUGUUGUUACCAAUUCGAAAACGAUUAAGGACGAACGCAAUCAAAAGUUACGAAAACCCAGAAAGCCAAAGGAGAAAGUUGGCCAUGACAACAAAGACAUGUCUCUCGUGUUUCGUCCAGCAGCAGAAGGGCAGGAGUGCGAUCGAAACCAUCAAGAAAGCCCUGAAGACCCAGAACUCGAGGAGUUCGCAAAGCUCCGCUGUACAUCCGAAAGGAUCGAAGUGGUGGCUGAACGGGAGACAAGACGCAAAAAUCGGCGAUGUGCCGACUACCCCGGACUUGCUUUCGCAAGUUCCAUCUUUAGUUCCGACACCCUGAUGAAGUUUUCCAUCAUUCGAAACGAGCUACACAACAUUAUGAAUACGCAACUGAAACGGGUAGGAAAAACAAUGACUACUAACGUAACUCAGGGCUCCCUCUUGGACGUACUCAAGAAAAAAAUGCGUCAAACCAAGGAGGAAAUGGAAAGAUACAAGGAUGAGUGCGAGGAGUACAACAAGAGGCUGCAAGGGGAGGUUAUUAGACGCGAAGAAGCUGAAUCUGAAGUCGCCGCCUUAAACCGUCGUAUCCAACUUUUGGAAGAAGACUUGGAACGCUCCGAAGAACGUUUGGCCAGUGCCACCUCCAAGUUGGCCGAGGCCUCAGCCGCCGCCGACGAGAGCGAAAGGAUACGAAAAGCAUUGGAAAACAGGACGAACAUGGAGGACGACCGCGUCUCAAUCUUGGAAAGUCAGCUGGCUCAAGCCAAGCUGAUUGCCGAAGAGGCCGACAAAAAAUACGAAGAGGUACUCGAAAACCGCUCGUUGGCCGAUGAGGAGCGCAUGGACGCCCUUGAGAACCAACUCAAGGAAGCCAGAUUCUUGGCUGAAGAGGCCGACAAAAAAUACGAUGAGGUUGCCAGAAAAUUGGUUCUCAUGGAACAAGAUUUAGAAAGGGCAGAAGAAAGAGCCGAAUCCAGCGACAGCAAAAUCGUGGAACUUGAAGAAGAACUCCGCGUUGUAGGCAACAACUUGAAAUCCCUUGAAGUAUCAGAAGAAAAGGCUGCUGUUACCCGAGAGCAUAGCGAGGAUAAAAUCCGUACCAUUUCCGAUAAAUUACGUGAAGCUGAAGCCCGCGCUGAAUUCGCUGAACGUUCUGUGCAAAAACUCCAGAAGGAAGUCGACAGACUCGAAGACGAGUUGGUCGCCGAAAAGGAGCGCUUCAAGGAAAUUGGAGACGAUUUGGACACCGCCUUCGUCGAACUUAUCCUUUAAAUGUCCUCAUUUUCCCGCCAAAUCCUGUAUUUUCCUUACGAUUCCUUGUUUAGUCCGCCCGACACUCCAGACCUGACACUCGUUUACCCAGAGGUGGUUUCAACUCGACUCAAUUUAAGAACUUUAUUAGGCGAAUGCGUCGACAAGGGUUUGUUUGGGGGGUACAGAAGAUUGUAAUCUUAAACUUAACAUCUUUAAGCGUUUAUGUACUUUAUCUAUGUUUUAAUUUAUGUAUUAUAUAAAAAUAUAUCAGCUAUUUAUUAUUUGAUA
Molecule: messenger RNA, 2410 nt
Organism: Brassicogethes aeneus
Lineage: Eukaryota; Metazoa; Arthropoda; Insecta; Coleoptera; Nitidulidae
Source: the annotation of a GenBank genome assembly